Arachis ipaensis is the source of this 571-nucleotide messenger RNA. The record is from RefSeq and is a predicted model, not a curated record. Lineage: Eukaryota; Viridiplantae; Streptophyta; Magnoliopsida; Fabales; Fabaceae.
UGUUGAGAAAAUGAAGCUUGAUGAUGGAACAAGUGGAGGGAGUCAAGCUGUAGAGAAGCUUGAAAUUGUGGAAUGUGAUUUGGAGAAACCAGAUCAAAUUGGACCAGCAUUGGAGAAUGCAUCAACAGUUAUAUGUUCCAUUGGUGCUAGUGAGAAGGAAGUUUUUGACAUCACUGGCCCUUGUCGAAUCGAUUAUCGCGCCACCAAUAGCCUUAUUGAUGCUGUAACUGUUGCCAAAGUAAAUCACUUCAUACUGGUUACUUCAUUGGGAACAAACAAAUUUGGUUUACCUGCAGCUAUUCUCAAUGCUAUAGUGAGACCUAGAGGUAUGGAGCGGCCGACGGAUUCUUACAAGGAAACUCAUAACCUAACAUUAUCAACAGAAGACACUUUAUUUGGGGGUCAAAUGGCAGAACUUAUGGCAGUCGUGGCCAAGAACCCUGAUCUUGCAUAUUGUAAAAUAGUGGAGGUAGUAGCAGAGACAACUGCGCCGCUGAAUCCCACAGAGGAGCUUCUUGCAAAGAUAUCAUCUCAAAGACCUUACAUUUCUUCACCAAAGGAGUCCAAGUGA